Molecule: messenger RNA, 1395 nt
Organism: Tachysurus fulvidraco (yellow catfish)
Lineage: Eukaryota; Metazoa; Chordata; Actinopteri; Siluriformes; Bagridae
Gene: psmc5
Product: proteasome 26S subunit, ATPase 5
Exons: 13
Coding region: 65-1285 (406 amino acids)
Biological process (GO): proteasome-mediated ubiquitin-dependent protein catabolic process
Cellular component (GO): proteasome regulatory particle, base subcomplex
Molecular function (GO): ATP hydrolysis activity; ATP binding; proteasome-activating activity
Source: RefSeq, a predicted model, not a curated record
CAUUUAAUACGACAGAGACCGGAAAUACGUCAUAAUCCAGUGGAUAUGGUCAUUAGGUUUCAAGAUGGCGCUUGACGGAGUCGACCAUAUGGAGUUGGAGGACAGUAAAGGAGGCUCAGGUCUCCGACAGUAUUACCUGUCCAAAAUCGAGGAGUUACAACUGACUGUCAAUGAGAAGAGCCAGAACCUUCGCCGUCUGCAGGCCCAGAGAAAUGAGCUUAAUGCUAAAGUACGUUUGCUUCGUGAGGAGCUGCAGCUGCUGCAGGAACAGGGCUCCUAUGUUGGCGAAGUGGUCCGAGCCAUGGACAAGAAAAAAGUCCUGGUAAAGGUUCACCCUGAGGGGAAAUUUGUGGUGGACGUCGACAAGAACAUCGACAUUAAUGACGUGACUCCGAACUGCCGGGUGGCACUGCGUAAUGACAGCUACACGCUGCACAAGAUCCUCCCCAACAAGGUGGACCCUCUGGUGUCACUCAUGAUGGUGGAGAAGGUGCCAGAUUCUACCUAUGAGAUGAUUGGUGGUCUGGACAAGCAGAUCAAAGAGAUCAAGGAGGUGAUUGAGCUGCCCGUCAAGCACCCGGAGCUCUUCGAGGCCCUCGGAAUCGCACAACCGAAGGGGGUGCUGUUGUACGGACCUCCCGGCACUGGGAAGACACUGCUAGCUCGAGCUGUAGCUCACCACACCGACUGCACAUUCAUCCGUGUCUCUGGCUCCGAGCUCGUGCAGAAAUUCAUCGGAGAGGGUGCACGAAUGGUGCGUGAGCUGUUUGUGAUGGCACGUGAGCAUGCGCCCUCCAUCAUCUUCAUGGAUGAGAUUGACUCCAUCGGCUCCUCGCGUCUAGAGGGAGGCUCCGGUGGUGACAGUGAAGUGCAGCGCACCAUGCUCGAGCUCCUUAACCAGCUCGAUGGCUUUGAGGCCACCAAGAACAUCAAGGUCAUCAUGGCCACCAACCGCAUAGACAUCCUCGACUCGGCUCUUCUCCGGCCUGGCCGCAUCGACCGGAAAAUCGAGUUCCCCCCUCCCAAUGAGGAGGCCCGUCUGGACAUCCUGAAGAUCCACUCACGCAAGAUGAAUCUGACGCGUGGCAUCAACCUGCGCAAAAUCGCCGAGCUCAUGCCAGGGGCAUCAGGUGCUGAGGUUAAGGGCGUUUGUACAGAAGCCGGCAUGUAUGCCCUGCGAGAGAGGAGGGUCCACGUCACCCAGGAAGACUUUGAGAUGGCUGUUGCAAAGGUGAUGCAGAAAGACAGCGAGAAGAACAUGUCUAUCAAGAAGCUCUGGAAGUAGAGGCUUUAUCACCUGCACCUUGCAACCUCACCUGUAUUGACUUUUUUUUUUCUUUCUUUGGUUUAUAACUGUGCCCUGAAUUUAUUUUAAAAUAAAUGAUGUCUCCUGUU